Capsella rubella is the source of this 1698-nucleotide messenger RNA. Its product is annotated as receptor-like protein 51. Gene Ontology annotation, molecular function: protein binding. The record is from RefSeq and is a predicted model, not a curated record. Bases 70 to 1374 code for a protein of 434 amino acids. The transcript has a single exon. NCBI's taxonomy places the organism in Eukaryota, Viridiplantae, Streptophyta, Magnoliopsida, Brassicales, Brassicaceae.
ACUUCCUUCUCUUUCUCAAUCUCUCUCUCUCUCUCUCUCUCUCUCUCUCUCUCUCUUUCUUUCUUCACCAUGAAAACUUCGUCAUUACCGUUACUCCUCCUCCUCCUCCACCUCUCAGCCACUAUCUCCGCCGCUCCUUCCCUCUCUCCAACCCCUGCUCCGACCACAUCUCCCAUUCCACCUCUCAAAAAACCACCCUCCUCCUCUACUUCCCCAUUAGACCCAAAACAACUCAAAGCCCUCGAAUCUCUCAACAUCCCCACCGUCAAAGAUCCCUGCAACCACCGUCCCACCACCUCCAAAUCCGCCUCCUCCUCCGUCGUAACAUGCGACACUAGCUCCCCAUUUCGCCUCGUCACUUCAAUCUCCUUCACGAAUUGCUCAUCCGAUCUCUCUAUCUCCUCCACAGCUCUCAGAGCUCUCUCCCCAUCUCUCACAUCUCUCUCUUUCCUCAACUGCCCAUCUCUCUCGCCUCCUCCACGUCUCCCUGAGUCACUCCACUCCUUCACCGCCGUCUCAUCCUUCCUCCGCCGCCGUAAUGGCCUCUCUGGAGUCUUCCUAGCUCGUCUCGUUAACCUCACUGACCUCACUGUCUCCUCUGUCCCUGUAUCAACCUCUGGCCUCUUUGUCAUCCUUGGAAACAUGCGAAAGAUCGUCUCUUUGACAAUCUCACACGCAAAUCUCUCCGGAAACAUCCCGAAAUCGCUCCACUCCAAUCUCACAUUCAUCGAUUUAUCAGACAACUUGCUCAAAGGCUCAAUACCCACUUCGGUCACUCUACUCUCCAACCUAAAGUCUCUAAAUUUAUCCAAAAACUCCAUCUCCGGCGACAUACCCGACGGCAUCGGCGACCUGAUUUCACUAAAAAACCUAUCUUUAGCCUCCAACAAGCUAUCAGGACCAAUCCCAGAUUCAAUCUCGUCGAUUCCACAGCUUACACACUUAGAUCUGAGUGGGAACCAACUAAACGGCACCGUUCCGAGAUUCAUCUCCCAAAUGAAGCAUCUCACACACCUGAAUCUUGCUAACAAUGACUUCCGUGGAGUCUUACCAUUCAAUGCGAGCUUCAUCAAGAAUCUCGAAGUGUUCAAAAUCGGUGGAAACAGUGAUCUUUGCUACAACCAUACUGUUUUGUCAUCGAAGAUGAAAUUGGGUAUUGCUAAAUGUGAUAAACAUGGUUUGCCUUUGUCUCCACCGCCUCAGAAAGAAGAUUCGAAUUCAGAUUACGAUUACGGUAAUGAAGAUGAUACUAGUGAGAAGAAGAAAGAAGAGCACCAUGGUCCUAACAAGGUUGUGCUUGGUGUUGCCAUUGGACUUUCUUCUCUCGUGUUCUUAAUCAUCUUCAUGAUCCUUCUCGCCAAAUGGUGUGGUUGAUUCAAGAAGUAAAGGUGUAAUCUUUACUACUCAUUCGUUAGUGAAUACAGAUAAAAGCAAAAAAAGGCCUAAUCUUUGAGAUUUGAGAGAUUAGGGUUCUUAUGGGAUGAAGAAGAUGAUUUUUUGGAGAAUAACCGAACCGGUUCUCCGCACUAAUCCCGGUUUAGUCUUCUUUGUAUUUGCUAUUAUUAUACAGCUUUGAUUUCACAUUAUAGUCUUUUGGUUUUGUUUUCAGAUUUUGUUGUAAUUUUAAGUGUAUGUGGUUAAAAGGAUUAUUUUGUAAUAAUUAUUGAAUUAUUCUUAUCAAUUAUUUUCUUCAACAAA